UACACCUUUGGGCGGCAAAUUGGCCAAGGGGGGUUUGGCACCGUGUACAUUGCUCAAGACAGAAGUAACGGCCAUGUAUACGCAGCGAAGGUGUUUAAAAUACCCAAUCAUAAUCAUAGGAGGCGAUACAAGCUUGAGGAGACUGCUCGCAACGAAGUUGAUAUGCUUCGGAGUCUCAACCACCCAAACAUCAUCAAGUUCGAAGAUGUGCUUGAUGAUCCCGGUCUGGUCCUAGUUAUGGAAUAUAUACCUGACGGGAAUCUCCUGGACUUUGGCGACACUACCAUGCCGGAGAAAUUGAUCGUGCUUAAGAGCAUUCUCAGCGCUCUAGGAUAUCUACAUGACAAAAACAUCACCCAUAGAGAUGCCAAGCCUGAGAAUAUUCUAAUCAAUCGCCCAUUUAUUCCUAAGCUUUCGGAUUUUGGGUUAUCGAGUGCGAAGGUGCGCUUAGUAACGCGAUGUGGGACGGAAGCAUAUCUGGCACCCGAAAUUCGGCAACCCGGGUACGACAGUAAGGUAGAUGUAUGGUCCCUAGGGCUGGUUUUGCUUGAGACGUUGUCCAUACUGCCGGAAGAU
Amorphotheca resinae ATCC 22711 is the source of this 576-nucleotide messenger RNA. RefSeq lists its product as hypothetical. Gene Ontology annotation, biological process: protein phosphorylation; mitotic DNA damage checkpoint signaling. NCBI's taxonomy places the organism in Eukaryota, Fungi, Ascomycota, Leotiomycetes, Helotiales, Amorphothecaceae. The annotation marks the transcript as partial. Gene Ontology annotation, molecular function: protein serine/threonine kinase activity; ATP binding. The transcript is spliced from 2 exons. The record is from RefSeq and is a predicted model, not a curated record. Gene Ontology annotation, cellular component: nucleus.